This is a messenger RNA of Vigna angularis (adzuki bean), 2589 nucleotides long. RefSeq lists its product as uncharacterized. NCBI's taxonomy places the organism in Eukaryota, Viridiplantae, Streptophyta, Magnoliopsida, Fabales, Fabaceae. The transcript is spliced from 4 exons. The record is from RefSeq and is a predicted model, not a curated record. Bases 191 to 1279 code for a protein of 362 amino acids.
UAAAUUUAUGAGAAACAAACACACAAUGAAUAUGAUAAUUUUACAAAUAAAAACAAAAGGGAAAAAUUCUACAACAACCGCAAUCACAAUAACAAGGAGGAGAGAGUGAAAAUCACAUAGACGAAAAGAUCGUCUUCUGAAUCGGAACAAGGGUUUCAGGUUGAAAUUUUAGAGCAGUACAUUAGCAAUUAUGAGAUUCAAGAAAGGUAAUAAGGUGGAAGUGUUGAGCAAAGUUGAGGUGCCUUGUGGCUCCUGGCUAUCUGCAGAGAUCAUUUGCGGUAAUAGCCAUCACUAUACUGUUAAAUAUGAUGGAUAUCAAGAUGAUGCUGGUGAGGCAAUUGUGGAGCGGGUAUCCAGGAAAGACAUCAGGCCUUGUCCGCCAGUACCUGUAUUCAUGGAGAAUUGGACUCCAGGUGAUGUUGUUGAGGUCUUCCAGAACUUCUCAUGGAAGAUGGCUACAGUUUUGAAGGUUUUGGGUAAAAACUACAUUUUGGUCAGGCUACUUGGAUCUUCUUUGGAAUUUCAAGUGAGCAAAUUUGACAUUAGGGUGAGACAGUCUUGGCAAGACGACAAGUGGAUAAUAGUAGGAAAGGGUUCUGCCAGCUGUGAGAAUAGAAAACGUUCUAGCCAACUUCAGAGGACGGCUACAAAGACAAAACUGUCAGGUUCCACUUACUACCAUCCUGAAAAGAAAAACCUGAGUAUUCUGGAAUCUCGACUUGUCUCUUUUAAAACAUUGAAAAGAGGAAGUCAUUCACAAGUUGAGGCAUAUGCUAAACCUCCCCCAAAGUUUAGAGCACUUGAAAAUGAAGGUGGAUGUCACAGAAUAAGAGUUAGAAAUUCACUCACGCCAUUCAAACAGGUACAGGGUGUGAGUUUUCCAAGAGAUGUGCUCGCUGAAGAAUGUUUACCUGCUUCUAUAAACAGAAAAACUGGGAUUCCUAAUAUGGUGGAGAUAGGAAGGAGGAAGCAAACUGGCGCUGUGGGUUGUUCAUUUGGAGAAAACUUAGAAUCAAAUCAUGCUGAUAGUGUUACGUGCUCUGUUGGUAGUUGUAGUAUCACUAGCAGGAAUUCCUAUAAAUUGCAAUUUCCUGUAUCUGCAGGUCCUUUUGAAGAUGUAGAUGGUCCAUUUAGUGAUGCUGAGUCUGCUUGCCAGAGGGGUUAUGAGGAAGGAAAUUGUUCCCCUCCUACACAAGAGGAAUUGGCAGCAGAAAUUCAUAGGGCUGAGGAGGCAUGUAGGUGUUGCUUCCAGAUGUCUACAGAUUUUCUCUUGCUCUAGACAAGGGAUGGCUUUUCUAGUAUGGCUCUUGAUAAGCCAACACUUCCAUUGGCUUGUGGAGUUCUCGCAUUCUUCCAUUUCAGGCCACCUGUUAGCCUCGUAUAUAUGUUUUGCGGAGGAUGCAUGCUCAGAGUCUUGUGGAUACAAUGGGAUGACCUGAUAUGUGAAUGUACAAUUGAAAACUUUCACCUUAGCUUAUUAUUCAAUUGUGAUAUCUUUUGCAUGCUGAUGCAUGAUUCAGUAUCAAUUACUAAUGAAAUGAUCACUGUCAUUUUCUGCGCGUGCAUAACAUGCAGAGGAUGUUUACAUGUCAAUUCCUAGUUAAUGGUUAAAAUGUUGAAUAUCCAGCUUUGUAGUGUUAAUGUAAUUAUAAGUAGAAGGUAGAAGAAGGGUGCACUAUGGAUGGUUAUAAUGGGCAUUUUGUUUUUCUAUAACUAAACAACUGUUAAUCACAUAUAUUAAUUAAUAGUAACAUAACUAAGAUGUCGAAAUGUUCAAAGAAGCACCAAUUUUUUAGAUAAAGAUAAUUUUGACAGAAAACCUAAGGACCCAAUGCAGUAGACAUUGUUGAAAAGGCCUUUUAGUUUCUGAUGUGGAUACGUAUGAAAAGUAUUCACUUUCUUCAAAACUUUUAGCAACUCCUCAUGUUGUUUUAUAAUUUGUGUUAUUUAUCUGUCGAUUUGGAUUAUCCUUUCAGUUCAUCUAAUACCUGACAUGACUGCUUUGAACAAUGCUGUUCUAGUACUUGUGCAUCUGCUACUAAGCUACGUGAACAUGUUUUUCCUUUUAUGGUUGUAAGCUUAACACAAGAAAGUUGUCAUUGCUCUGUGGCUAGUGCAUCAAUGCUCAGCAAUGAUCAAUUAGCACAAGGUCCAAAUGGCUCUUGGAAGAACAUGGCCACAAUAAAGCCGGCAUGACACGAGGUAUGACUAUAAACGGAAUAUUCGUUUUAUGCAUACACUCCACAAUUCCGAUCAAUGAUCCAUACAUAGUAAGUAAAUAGAUUUUGUGCACUUCAUUGGCAUGUUAGACUUGUUUUGUAAUUGAGAAUCUAAUUUAUCCUUAUUUCAACUCUUAUCGGUGUCCUCCAUAUCACUAUCUUUAGAGCUCAAUUUUCCAGAUUUCCAACAAGACAUUGGAUUUCAUUUUGGUUGGCCUAAUAUCUCAGUUGGGCAAAGAUAUCUACGUGUUCUUUGUGAAACUUUUGGCUUCAAUCUGAUGUUUAAUCAAAUGUGGAAUCCGGUGCCCUUUGAAGCAUGUUCGAUGUUUGUCAAAACCUGGGUUUUGAAAAGCUGAAUACCUUGGUUAAA